UUAUUUGCUUUUUGUGCGAGAUGUGGAAAUCCUGAGCAAAGGUGAGCAGCUCACUCCUGCACCGCCAACACCACAACACUUUAUUUAGUCCUGUUUUAUUCACAAUCAGGAUCAGAGCCACAAACCACAACUUUUAUCUGCUUCAUUCAGUCCAGUCGUGUCCAGUUAAACACCGUCGCUCUACACCACUGUUUUCACUUUAAAGUGAACUGCUUCAGUCCUGGUUCAGUCCUGGUUCAGUCCUGGUUCAGUCCUGGUUCAGUCCUGCUUCAGUCCUGCUUCAGUCCUGGUUCAGUCCUGCUUCAGUCCUGGUUCAGUCCUGCUUCAGUCCUGGUUCAGUCCUGCUUCAGUCCUGGUUCAGUCCUGGUUCAGUCCUGGUUCAGUCCUGCUUCAGUCCUGGUUCAGUCCUGCUUCAGUCCUGCUUCAGUCCUGGUUCAGUCCUGGUUCAGUCCUGGUUCUCGGACAUGUUCCUCAGGGUGCUGCUCCGGUCCCUCUGGUGUUGGGGGGUCCUGUGUGCAGGGGUCCUGUGUGCAGGGGUCCAGGCAGAAAACAACAGCUCAGCAGAGCUGGUGGGAGGAGCCAGUCUCCGGUUGGUGGGAGGAGCCAGCCGCUGUGCUGGGACUGUGGAGCUGAGACGCAGAGGAGAGUGGAGACGAGUGGAUGAGCCUUUUAAACACUGGGACCAGGACGACACAGCUGCUGUGUGCAGAGACGUGGACUGUGGCUCUGUUGUUUAUGGAGAAUAUACAGCUGGUUUUCCACAGGCUCGUGUGUGGAGGGUGAAAUCGAACUGUGUGAAAAAGUCUGCAGUGAGUGAAUGUAUCUCUGAGACGUUCCCGUCUCCUUCUCCCUCGGGUCUGCAGGUCAAGUGUUCAGACUCGGUGCGGUUGGUCUCGGGGUCCGGUCUGUGUUCAGGAUCAGUGCAGAUCUGGGACGGGUCCUGGACCGGGGUCUGUGACGGGGACUUGGACCAGCGGGGGGCAGAGGUGCUGUGCAGGGAGCUGGACUGUGGGGCUCCUUCUCUCCUCCAGGGGGCGCUCUCUCCUCUGGGGCAGACGUUCCACUGUGAGGGACAUGAGUCUGCUCUGAUGGACUGUCCCCGCUCCAACUCAAGCACCUGCUCCUCUGGAGCCACUGUCAACCUCACCUGCUCAGAGCCAAUCAGGUUGGUGGGAGGAGCCAGUCGCUGUUCUGGGACUGUGGAGGUGAAACACAGAGGAGAGUGGAGACGAGUGGAGCCGUCAUUAUUCUGGCAGCAGCAGGGCACAGUUGGUGUGUGCAGAGACCUGGGCUGUGGCUCUGCUGUUUAUGGAGAAGUGAGAGAUGGUUUUCCACAGAGUCGUGUGUGGAACGUCCUGUCUAACUGUGUGAAGACGUCUUCAUUGAGAGGAUGUAUCUACGGUUCCUCCUCCUCUUCCUCUGAGGGUCUGUGGGUGAAGUGUUCAGGUUAGGUCCAGAGGCGGCGCUAGAGAGACGCCCCGGCUGAGAGUGAGACCGGUUCAGAUCUGAGUUGGUCCAGUUUCAGAAACUUCAUUAACAUCAUUAGUUUCAUUAGCAUCAUUAGCAUCAUUAGCAUCAUUA
This is a messenger RNA of Boleophthalmus pectinirostris (great blue-spotted mudskipper), 1581 nucleotides long. RefSeq names its product CD5 antigen-like. NCBI's taxonomy places the organism in Eukaryota, Metazoa, Chordata, Actinopteri, Gobiiformes, Gobiidae. The transcript is spliced from 7 exons. Gene Ontology annotation, cellular component: membrane. The record is from RefSeq and is a predicted model, not a curated record. Bases 465 to 1451 code for a protein of 328 amino acids.